Molecule: messenger RNA, 3943 nt
Organism: Zingiber officinale
Lineage: Eukaryota; Viridiplantae; Streptophyta; Magnoliopsida; Zingiberales; Zingiberaceae
Product: protein SCAR2-like
Exons: 9
Coding region: 201-3524 (1107 amino acids)
Biological process (GO): positive regulation of Arp2/3 complex-mediated actin nucleation; actin cytoskeleton organization
Cellular component (GO): cytoskeleton
Molecular function (GO): actin binding; Arp2/3 complex binding; protein kinase A regulatory subunit binding
Source: RefSeq, a predicted model, not a curated record
UUUAUCUAUUUGUUUUAAAAAAUAUUUUAAAUUUUAUCUGGAUAAAAACAGAAGCUCAGUUAAAUGAUAUAUGCUAUUUAAGGAACCUUUUGGAGCUCAGAGCUGCUCCAAUGGCGGAAACGUAGCAGCAGCUCCAACGAAGAAGGAGAAGAAGAACAACAACAACAAAAAAGAGCGUUCAAAAUCGCACCAUUAAAGCGAUGGCAACGAUCAGAUACCGCAUAAGGAACGAGUAUGGUUUGGGGAGCUCUGAACUCUACUGUGCCGCGGAUAGGAACGACCCUGAAGCGAUUCUGCAAGGCGUCGCCGUGGCUGGUCUAAUCGGUCUCUUACGGCAGCUAGGAGAUCUCGCAGAUUUUUCUGCAGAGGUAUUUAACGAGUUGCAUGAAGAGGUAAUGAACCUUACUUCAAGAGAGCACAAACUGAUGCUUCGAGUUCAACGUCUAGAAAGAGAGGUUCCAUCAAUUGAGAAGGGUUUUUUCCCUCAACGUUUCUCUUAUAGGGAAGGUAUCGAUUGGCACUGUAAUCUCCAAAAGGGUGGUCAUGAUCUAGUUAGCACUGGAGAAAUGCCUCAUUCUGUCAUGAAUGCAUAUAGAGCAUGUCGUGGUCCACCACAACUAUUCAAGCUAGACAAGUUUGAUGUUUCUGGUAAUGGAACAUGCUUGAAGAGGUACACUGAUCCAUCUUUCUAUAGCUUGGAAUUGACCUCCAAAUUGGAACAGCAAGAUGCUCAAGAAAAAGAAAGAGCUGGCAAAGUUAAGAAGAAGGUAUCCUUCAUAGCUAAUAGCGAAUCACCUGAAUCUCUCAGUUCCAGAUUGCAGCCGUGUACUACAGACCAAGUUUUUGAUAGACCCUUGCAACAUGUCAAGGUGAAAUCAAGACAGCUAAAUGAAUCAAUUAUCCACACUUUAAGAAAUUACAUGGUGAAUGGUAUUGUUUUGCAUUCACUGGAGGAGCAAAUUAUUCCUAAAAAUUCAGCAAGCCAGUCCACCAUGAUAAAACCAGGUCACUCAACUGAAACAGAUGAAACUGUAGCCAAUGCAUCUUCGAGCGUAGACAAAGGCUCGACAUCUUCUCUUAACAAGCAGGAAAUUGCAACAGAAAAUGACUUGGAGCUAAAAAUUGAAACAAGUGAUGAGGAAAUGGCAACUAUCAAGAAUGCUAAGAAAACUGUAGGCCACUACUCAACUCAUCAAGCUGUUAACAAAGUGGAUCAAAACGGGUCUUUAGGAGAUGACAAAGGUCGAUCAGAGCACAGUCCUGAUUGCUAUAUUUCCGAUGAAAAUUCUAGUGAGUUGGGCAAUUUCAUGGAUGCACAUACUACCACGGAAUCAAAAAUAGAGACAGAUGAUGAACAGGUUAGACCGGAUUUUCUUGGCAUCCAUUCGGAAGAAUCAGAUUUUGAUAGUAAUGAUGAGGUGGAGUUGAAAGCUCAAUAUCCUGAUCAAUAUUUACAUGAAAACUCUACUUCAUCACCAGGUUUCUGCACAAUGUUUAACAAAGGGACUGAAAAUCCUUACUUUUCAGACACUUUAGGUCACUUGGCCAUGCAAUUGCUAAAAGAGAAUAAAAAUGAGUCAUGUAUCCCUCCAAACUCAGAUGUAAAUCCAAGCAAGAACAUUGGCAUUGCUUCAGCUACUGCUUCCAUAGCAAGUGGAGAACAAUCUUGUAGCCAUUCCAGUGACUCAACAACAAUUCCAUCGGGUAAUAUAGGCAUCAACAGGAUAGCUUCAUCUUCAGAGAAAAUAAGUGACCAAGCUCUCAGACAUUUAUAUGAUGGAUUUCCACAUGUGCAAAGUUCCUCCGAGAUUCCUGGUGAAGGAAACAGUACAACACUAACCCAGCCAACUGCUGAAACCUUUGUAAUCUUAUCUGAAAAUUUGUAUGAUUUAACAAGAAAAAAGCACUUGAUGGAAGAUGAACCUCCCAAAGGAAUUGACCUUAACAAACACAUUGAACAAAGCAUGGCGAGGGCUGCUGACACAACUCUCCAUUUACAGGAUCCACAUGAAACUACUCUUCAUAGAGUUGGUAAUGAUGAAGAAAUCCCACAUGCAUCUUCUAGUACAAAAUAUGUGAAGCUUCAAGAGUUUUCAAAAGAAGAUGAAGAACCAUUGUAUAUCUCUCCUGUGAAUUCAAAUGAGACCAUCCCAGAUGUGAUCUUCCAAAAUGCUGUACAAACAUUCAAAGAAGCUUUCGGAAAAGAAUCAAAUAGUGAACCUAACAGUAGCUCUUUCUUGCAAGAUAUCCCUUCUGCUGUUCAUUUUGUCGAAGAUAUUGUUGCUGAGAUCAUGGAAUCAUCAGAAACAGGUCAUCCUCUUGGUUCUAAACCAACUACUUUGUUAGCCUCCAACAACUCAAAGGAGCAGCACAUAAUAAUCUCUGAACUUUCAGAUGUAGAUGGACUUGAGAUGCAAGUUGAAGUUCAUCGAAACUUGAUUUUAUCAGAUUUUAAUGGUGAAGACCAUGAACCUUCUGAGAGAACCUCCCCUGCUAAAAAUGCAUUGCACGAUGAUGUAAUCAAUUCACAGGAAGCAAGUCCUCACAACAUUGCAGAUGGUGAAAACUAUAUAGAAUCUGACAUGCCUGAGGCUGAACAACAGUUAGAAAUAGCUUCCGGUUCGCUACAUUCAGACAAAGAUGGUACAAUUAAAGGUGAUAAGAAAAUACCCCAGAUUGCACAGCUUCCACCUAUAGCAUGGAGAUUGACAAAGCCUCCUAUGCUACCAGUUUUUGAGAAUGAAUCUUCUCAACUGUUGCAAGGAGUCAAUGUGCCAGCAACUGUGCAAGAAAAUGAUAUACAUUAUACCUUGAAAUCUAGUAGAAAAACCAUGGGUGAAGCUUUGGCAUCACCUCUUGAAGAAGACAAGAAGGUGCAUGAUAAAGACAUUACUAUAUCAUCAAGUGAUGAGACACAUCCCUCAACGUUGUUGGAGGCAACUCCAAAUGUUAAUGAGAGGUCCCAAAAUGGUGCCGUAAAUUUAGAUGGAACUCCUACCUCAUUAUCGGUAGCAUUAGCCAUUGAAGAUGAGAGGCUCAACCAAAUUCAUGAAACUAUAAAUGGAAGCCUUCCACCAACGGCACCAUUUCCAAUGGGAAGGCCUAUAAGAUCUGAACAUGGAUCUCUGUCUUUAGAAGAUAAGACUUCAUCCACCUUUCAAGAUUUAACUUCACUGACUUCAGAAAGCGAGAAACCACAAAGGAGGGCUCACUCAGUAAUCAUUAGGCCUAAUGCCCUCUUGAUUGAGUCUGUUGCAUCUCAUGAUAAAAGCAAGAAGUUGCCUGAUCUCAUUCAUGCCUCAGCUAUGCCAAACCGUGAUGAAAGAGGAUCUUUUCUGGAGCAGAUCAAGAACAAGUCCUUCAGCCUGAAACCGACAGUAGCACCAACUAUGAAGUUUAAGGGUGGUCCUCCUACAAAUCUCAAGGUCAUAGCCAUUUUGGAGAAAGCAAAUGCAAUCCGCCAGGCAUGUGCUGGAAGCGAUGAGGAUGACGACGACGACGACGAUAACUGGAGUGACUCUUGAUAACCAUUUACUUGAGAAAAACCAUGUCAAUCUUGCUCCUCAGGAAGAAAUUUACAAUCAGUUCUUACUGCCCUCCACCAUUGGCAAUAGCAUCCAGAUUUUUGAACUAAAAGUCAAUUAUAUUCCACAAAUUUUUGUUGGUGCAGAAAAGCUGAUGUUGCAUGUGAAAGAAGACCAAGAUAACAGCAGAUUGUAAAGCUCAAGGAGGUAAACUGGGCACGUUUCAUACAAAAUCAAUGAAAUUGCUCCAAGAUAAGAGAUCACAUUAUUGUAACCGCUUCUAGCUUGCGACUUACAUUGCACAGAAUUGAUUCAAUUAUACUUUUCAUAUUUCUGUUUAUUUUUUGGGGGAGUUAAAUGAUGUAAAAUUAUAUAGGUUUUCAUUUUCUAUUGUCAUCUUUCUAUGCUUGCAAAUGAGA